Molecule: messenger RNA, 252 nt
Organism: Peniophora sp. CBMAI 1063
Lineage: Eukaryota; Fungi; Basidiomycota; Agaricomycetes; Russulales; Peniophoraceae
Source: the annotation of a GenBank genome assembly
AUGCUCCCGGCCCAGCCAACCUCAAGGUCGACUGCGAUGAUGGCUCGCAGCAUCGUGUAUCGCGAUAGCGAGAAGGAAGUCGGACGCGAUCGUGAGAUGGAUAGGGCAGGUUCAGAGCGCUCCGACAGAUAUCAGAGUGACCGCUACUUCAUGACAUUCCCGAUCUGGUUCUUGUCCUUCCUUCUCCCUCAUGUGUACCACAAUAUCGACGCCCGCGUACAUACACACAAUAAUACAAUGCACCGAUUUUGA